This is a messenger RNA of Corythoichthys intestinalis (scribbled pipefish), 2397 nucleotides long. RefSeq lists its product as uncharacterized. The record is from RefSeq and is a predicted model, not a curated record. The transcript has 5 exons. Lineage: Eukaryota; Metazoa; Chordata; Actinopteri; Syngnathiformes; Syngnathidae. The coding region runs from base 514 to 1332 and encodes 272 amino acids.
CCACUCUGAAGGCUCGUGCAGCUGGUUCGCAUUUGAUUGUGUGGUGCGUGUGUGUGAAUGUGUGCGUGUAUGAAUGCGAACAAGUUGAUAUUUUGCUAUUUUCUUCCGAACCUAUUCCAAAUUAGCUGCGGAAUUUAGUCGGGUUGCCGGUGAGUAAAGUCAAUUUUCAGUGCCACCCGGCGAGAAGAAAACCACUCCAAAAUUAACGCCGAUUGAAAUGAACUCGAAAAUAACAAGUUUGCUACCUACGCACAUCCGCUGAAUAUAAACCACGACUGCGCAGUUUAAACAUUUUGCGUUUUAAUUUGGCUGUCCUCUUUGCUGCAGUCGAUAGUCUCUAGCAGCUGACGGUGUUGUUGUUUUUUAGGGGGAGGAGGGCUGUCAGUUGUAAAGAAUCCCGUGUGCCUUAUUGUAUGAGCAAGGUCUUUCCUCCUAGCUUAUGAAGUCGUGUCCGCGAUAUAAGCGCCAGCAAUUAAAACGUAAGGGGAUAAGCCAUAAACUGGUCAACUCAACAUGCUAAAGACCCUGACCAAGAAGCUAAGAAGACACUCACUAAAUGAGAUUCACCCUUUCCAACUCAAGUUUUCUUAUCAUGGCGGUGGUGAAAGUGAUGACUCAGAGGGAGAGAACCAGGAGCUUGUACAAAUAGAUCGAGAGAGGCGGCGAAACUGUGCCCUCACCCCCUUGGCUACAAGCCAGCAGCACAACCAGGGUGCCCUCUCCCCAGCUCGUUUACGACGCCUCCGACUCCUUCUUGACGCCAAUCUGGAUCGCCACUCCUCAGAGGAAGAGCUGGAGCGAAUCAGUUGCAGUGACAAUAGGAAGUGGAUGUCUGCACUUCCGCAACGCCACAGUGAUCACCACAGCAGUGCGUCCAGUGAUGAGGAGGUGCGGGACCUAUGUGGCUGCGGUUCGCCGGCUGCCACCACCAGGCCUCUGGUUGAGUCUGAUACUUGCCUGGCUGCCACCUCCAGCCCUGUCCUCUUCAGCUCCAGCCCACCAUGCAGCAUCAAACCACCCCCAAUGCGCUUUCAGCUCCAAGUGGUCCCCCCAGUUGCUCGACCUAUAAUUUUAUCCCACUUUGAUCAAUCAGCACCUUAUAGAAAGUACCGGCACAGUUACAGUGGAGAGUUGGGGAGGCCCAGUCUUGAUUUAGAGAAAAUGCAACAGAAAAUGCUGCUGAAAAAGAACUGUGGAGGGAAAACACGAACCAUAAAGAUUCGGACUUUGACCGGCAGUCGUCCUCCGCCCAGAUAUACGUACGAUCCCUCCAUUUUCGCCUUCCGCUCUUUGAGCACAGUGCCCCUAUCUGAGGAUCCUCCAUGCUCAUGAAAAUAACAGCCCACUGCUAAAUGAAGCCUAUCCUUCCUUCUGUCAAAAGAAUGACUGUUAUGAUACAGACAUUAAUUUGCUGGUCCAACUAUUGCACACUCAGGUAUUCCCACACUCUAACAAUGUCACUUUGAUUCUUACUCUUUAAGUUAAAUCAGCUUUUGGAGACUACAAUGGCCUAAACGUAACAUUUCUAAGGAUGGUUCAGGUUUUUGUAUGUAUACGUAUUAGUCCCUUGAAUAUACCUGGGUUUGAAAGAAAUGAGCACAUUUAAUUUACCACAGGGGUAUAAAGCCACAAGUUCGACUUGAUUCCACAACUACGACUUGACUUUGAAGUUUUGGAUUAGAUCACUUUCAAGGGAGCUAAUGCAUGUCAGACAAUCAAAUGGUUCCAACGUUUCUUCCUUCAGUGUGUGUAUUGACAUCUCAUAAGGUUAUUGGUAACUUCUUCUUCUUAACAAGGUGAGUUGAGACAGCCAAUAUCCUAAUGUUUAGAUGUUAAAUCUCACAUUUGCCUACCUGAAAAGCAACUUUUUUGGAUGUGUUGUUCUUUGAAUAUGCAGGUCAUGAUGAGCUAUAACAACAUAUGACUGUAGUUCAAUCUAGUUGACUUUUGAUGUCUGUUUUUCAAUGAAUAUGAAUUGUUAGUCUGGGUCAAGUACUUGUAUCUUCUUUCCUUGCAUUGCAUGAAUUCCACUGUUUUGCAGAAAGAGAGGUAUGUGGGACUAAAGAGUAAUGAAUAGUUUGCUGCACAUUUGGCAAGUGUAAUUGGUGCUGUGUUUUGCAUAGCCAACUUGUAGUGUGCCAUUUUAUUUUUCAAUGUUGUACCUCAUUACUUUUUAGGUAGAAGAGGACCACUGCUAUGUCUUUUUAAUGCCUUGAAAUAACAUUCCUGUUGUUUUGAAUGGGACCUGAGGUAGGUCACCGCUCACAACUUGAGCUGAUCAAUUGAUUGAAAACCAACGUCGCCAUUGAUGAAUGUAACAUUGUGACAAGUUUGUCAGCCCUUGUUGCACAAAAUGAAUCAAAUAAAUGUUCUGUGGCCUCUUGUUGAAGCGUGAUU